Messenger RNA from Homarus americanus (American lobster), 1757 nucleotides. RefSeq names its product ethanolamine kinase 1-like. Gene Ontology annotation, cellular component: cytoplasm. Gene Ontology annotation, molecular function: ethanolamine kinase activity. The transcript has 9 exons. The record is from RefSeq and is a predicted model, not a curated record. Bases 173 to 1267 code for a protein of 364 amino acids. Gene Ontology annotation, biological process: phosphatidylethanolamine biosynthetic process. NCBI's taxonomy places the organism in Eukaryota, Metazoa, Arthropoda, Malacostraca, Decapoda, Nephropidae.
UGUGUGUGUCAGGGUUGGGCUGGGUGGCUUAGUCAGGGCGUCCGUCAAGGGAGGAAGUUGCUGCCAGUCGCGUCUGACCCUCUCCACUGCCACCAAACACCGCCGCUCCGUCACCUACCCUACCCCUGAAGCUGUGUAUACGUACCACCUUUACCUCCACAACAUCGUCCAGAUGGUGAGGACACUGGCAGUGGUGGUGGAUGGCACUACGGAGGCGGGACUACAGGCCGGUGCCACGAGGGUACUGGCGUAUCUUCGUCCACACUGGCAACACCACAACCUACACUUCAAGACCUACACGUCGGGGGUGACCAAUACCCUGGUGGGGGUGUCGUACGGCCGGGAGGGCGAGCAGGUACUGGUCAGAGUCUACGGCCACAAUACACACCUGUUCAUCGACAGAGUGCAGGAGAUCAACACCCUCAAGGUAGUGCAUAAGGCGGGUUGUGGGCCAGAAGUAUUCGCUGCCUUCACCAACGGCCUCUGUUACGCCUAUACCCCCGGGGUUCCUCUAACCUUCAGGGACGUCACCAAGGAACCCGUGUGGCGUGGAGUGACCAGACAGGCAGCCAGGUUCCACAAGAUACAGGCUGGUGAUAAGCAGAAGGCCAUACUCUUUCCGAAGCUUCGCCAAUUGCUCGCUCUGCUUCCUGACACUUUCACCGACCCUAAGAUGCAACACAGGGUGGAGGCUGAAGGCUGCACCAGGGAACAACUCGUGAGGAUGACAGAGGAGUUGGAGGACCACCUUGUGCCCCUCUCCUGCCCCGUCGUCUUCUGCCACAACGACUUGGUCAUGAGGAACAUCAUCUGGGACCAGGACUCUGCCUCAGCCACCUUCAUCGACUAUGAAUACGCUUCUCACAACUACCAACCUUAUGAUAUCGCUAACCAUUUUAAUGAAUAUUCUGGGGUCGAGGAGCAAGAUUACAGCCUGUUCCCGAGUCUUGCUGUACAGAGGGCGUGGCUAAAGAGCUACUUGGCGCAUUACCACGGGCUGCCAGAAGAUCAGGUCACGUCCCAGGAGGUGGAGAUGUGGUUAGGCUGGGUCACCAAGUUCACCCUGGCUUCUCAUCUCUUCUGGGUUAUGUGGGCUUUCCUCCAGGCUUGUCACUCCUCCAUAGACUUCGACUAUAUACAGUAUGGCAUCGUGCGGCUGGCAGAGUACAAGAAGAAGAAGCAGGAAGUGUUUGAAGUUGUCGUACAGCCCUACUGCCCUCCUUCCCCGCCAGCCACCAUCAACAACAACAUCCCAACAAACAUGUAAUAGGAAGAAGGUGCAGUACGUAGUGUGUUUGGCUAAGGUCACGUCUCUAUAAGAUCGUCAAAAGUCAUCCUGAGUCCUCACAUACAACACUCCGACAAGGAUUAAGGUUCCUCCUAUCAACGCUGUCCCACAACACUGCUCCUCGAGUCCUCCUGGUCGUCCUCCAACAUACCGAAGAAAUGUGGCAUAACUACUAAACUAUGACGACGGUGGAAUUGCUUCUCAUAACCUGACAAACUGACAUAAAAAAAACCAACAGGUCCUAUGAGACGCUCUCUUUCCAGACAGAUAAUAGGUAAACACCCAAGUCCUUUACCCCAGAACCUUACGGGAGUUUGUGUGUCUUGAGAAUGUGUUAUGGAAAACCGACCAACAUCUCCCAACUUCAGCCUUACCCAAUCACAUGUUGCAGAAGUAAAAUCACAAAGUAGAAGCAUUAAAAAAAUAAAUCACGUUGUUGCAUAAGAAAAAAAUAAAUCACUUUGUUGCA